UUGCAAGAAACCUUCAUUUUAGCUCAGUCUGCCGAAGAACACGUACUACCAACUCUAAAUUGAGAUUACAUUUUUGUUAGUUUUUAUUGUUUUGUUUCGUUGGAUAUCAACAAAAUGGGAAAGAAAAAGGUGAAACCAAAUGCUUUUUCCGUAUUCAUGCGUGAAGUUCUUGAACGUGAAUCACGUAAUGGACGUAAAUAUCCAAAGGAAGAAUGGGCGAGUGUGGCAAAACCCUUGUACGAUAAACUCUCAGCGAGUGAAAAAGAGAGGUACAAGCAAAUGGCCAAACAAUUGCCAAGCCGUGUCGUACACCAAGCACCAAAGUUCACAUCACAAGGAAUUCCACUCGAACAAGUUGAGCGAGAGCAACGAGCACUGGAGGAAAAAAAACGGUUCAUGGAACGGUCGAUUAAAACGCAAUGUGAAAAUGCCUUCUUAGAUAACGUCAUAAAAAAGAAAGAGUUUUUCUUCAUCAUGGGCAAUUACUUUUACAAAACGAUGAGUGCACCAUUCCUUUAUGCACCGGCCGAAAUAGCAGUUUCAAAAUUCACUUUUGAGGAUGGUAUUACACAAAAAUACCAAACGGCCAUAAACCCAGGAACGGUUGCCAUGGGUUAUGCUUUCGAAGCACAAGAACGAUCACAAAAAAUUCAUCGAUUACCUACACCACCUGAUGCUCUAGGUGAAAAAAAUUAUGAGAAUGUGUACAAGUCCAUUCUUGAUGUUUUGGGUGUUCAAAUUGGUGAAACAUUCGAUUUGAACGACAAUCGACGCCCUUCUGUUUACAUUCGCAAACAAGACAUGGAAAUGAUGGAGUCGAUCCUCGACCAAUUGUCCGAAAACCAAUGGCAAAACACAUUCAAUUUGUUCGAACUAGAAUUGCUAUUUCACGAGCUCAAAAAUAAAGUGACUGAUGUACGAGUUCCGAUAUCAGUUACGAAUUCUUUCAUCGAACAAGAUAAAUACGAUGCCUUAGCAAACAUCUCCUGCGACCACCAUGAAAAAGAGGACGCAACUCGACACUGCGCUUUAAGCUGUGUUCAGCGAUGGUUCUAUUUGUUUGCUGAUCAUAUUUGCGAGAAAAUUGAUGUUCGAUUGGUUCCUGGCACGCAUCUACCGAUUAAUGCUCGCUUGACACCAGUCCAAGGUUUUGAGGAUGAUUUAUUUAAUCAACCACAAACAUCAAAUCGUGACGACGAUCAUCGAUCGGUUAUGUCUUCUUCAUACACGGGCUACUCCCGCCACACAGACUCCGACUCGAGCUCAGAUGAUUAUUGAAAAUCUCGUUCUUCAUUGAACACAUUAAUUGUAUAAAAAAUGUUUUUAUCAACUAACUAGUUAAAAAAAACGAUAUUUAGGUCCAUAUUAUAAGUACAAAAGAACAACCAAAUUUAGGAACCAAAAUGCUCAAGUUUUGUCAAAAAGAAAUUUUUUUAUUUCCAAGUCAAUCGAUACAAAGAAAUGUAAAUUCAUGUGAG
Messenger RNA from Contarinia nasturtii (swede midge), 1478 nucleotides. Its product is annotated as protein maelstrom homolog. Lineage: Eukaryota; Metazoa; Arthropoda; Insecta; Diptera; Cecidomyiidae. Gene Ontology annotation, molecular function: sequence-specific DNA binding. Gene Ontology annotation, biological process: male meiotic nuclear division; piRNA processing; regulation of miRNA-mediated gene silencing. The record is from RefSeq and is a predicted model, not a curated record. Bases 115 to 1278 code for a protein of 387 amino acids. The transcript has 5 exons. Gene Ontology annotation, cellular component: nucleus; P granule.